AUGUCGAGACGUGCCCCAAACCCGGCCGCCGAGCGGGCGGCGCAGAACCAGACGACCAUCAAGAGCCUCCUCAAGCUCGAGCCCAACAAGGUCUGCGCCGACUGCAAGAGAAACAAGCAUCCGCGGUGGGCCAGCUGGAAUCUCGGUAUCUUCGUCUGCAUUCGAUGCUCGGGCAUCCAUCGCGGCAUGGGCACCCACAUAUCCAGAGUCAAGUCGGUCGACCUCGACUCCUGGACUGACGAGCAGCUCCAGAGCAUCCUGAGCUGGGGAAAUGCCCGCGCAAACAAGUACUGGGAGGCCAAGCUGGCCGCCGGCCAUGCCCCGUCCGAGGCCAAGAUUGAGAACUUCAUUCGCACAAAGUACGAGCUGAAGCGCUGGGUCAUGGAUGGGCCCAUGCCUGACCCGGCCUCGCUGGACGCCGACGGCGACGACGACGUGCCACUCAGCCUGGUUAAGGAGAAACAGGCGAUUGAGAAGAAGGAGUCCAUCAGGAAGGCGUCCGUCGGGCAGUCGCAAGCGCCUCAGGGCGACCUCAUCGGCGGAGACGACCCCAUCCCCUCUCGAGCGAGCACCGCUGGCCCUGCGGCUGCCAAGGUGCCGUCAAAGGCGGAACCCGCGGCACCCAAGACGACAAAUACCAAGGAUUCCUUGCUAGGAUUGGAUUUCCUGGGUGAGGCCAGCGCGCCGCCACGGCCGUCCAGCACCCCCGGGCUCAUCUCGCCUGGCGGACCAUCGCGGCCCGACCUAAAACAGUCCAUCCUCUCGCUCUACGCCUCGGCCCCGAAGCCCCAGCCCCCGCCGCCACAAGCCGCGCAGCGCCAAGGGUCGUUUGGCGGCAUGGUUUCGCCGACCAUGGGCCACCAACACCAGGGCUCUUCCGGCGGGUUCAGCGACGCGUUCGGCAGCCUUAACAUCUCCAACAACGCGCCUGCUCCCGACCCCUUUGCCGGCCUCGGGGGUGUUUCUUCGAGUAACCGGGCGACAUCACAACCACCAAGCGGCAGCACAUUUGGCGGGCUGAGUGGAGGAAGCUUCUUCGACGCAAAACCAACGCAGCCCCCGGCUGUGUCGCACCAGCAGAAGCCAUCCAACUCUGGAUUUGGCAUGUCCAGCUCCUUCUCGACUCCUUUCUCGUCGCCUCCGCCCACGCAGCCUGCGGUGGCGCCCAAGCCUGCCCAGCCAUCCUCGUCUGCCAUGGACGAUCUCUUCGACCUUUCCUCGCCAGUCACCCAGGCCAAGUCUCCCCCGCCGCCGACCAACGCUGCUCCUCCUGCGUCGACGACCUCGGUAUUCAACCUCUCCGCCACCCAGAACAAGCUCGUCUCGUCUCCCCCAGCGACAGCCACGACGACCUCGACGGCCAUGGGAGGGGCUGGGGCGUUUGGAGCCGACGUCUGGGGCGGCAACGAAUGGAGCACCCCUGAUACGACUAGCGCUGCGCCACCAGCGCUGAAGAGCCCGGAGUCGGUCAAAUCCCCUGCGAGCAACAUGAGCUGGGGCGGAGGCGGCGCUUUUGCCAGCACGCCGAUUGUGCCUGGAACCGGCGGGGGUUUCAACCCGGCGCCGAAGGUGACGGCAGACGAGGAGUUUGGCGGUUGGGCAAGUAGCGCAGGGCCGUCAGGCGCGGGCGGCGUGGCGGCGCCCAAGCCAAGCGGAGGCCUAGGGGGAGACGAUGAUCUCUUCUCCAAUGUCUGGCAGUAA
This is a messenger RNA of Hirsutella rhossiliensis, 1701 nucleotides long. RefSeq names its product putative GTPase activating protein for arf domain-containing protein. Gene Ontology annotation, cellular component: Golgi apparatus. NCBI's taxonomy places the organism in Eukaryota, Fungi, Ascomycota, Sordariomycetes, Hypocreales, Ophiocordycipitaceae. The coding region runs from base 1 to 1701 and encodes 566 amino acids. The record is from RefSeq and is a predicted model, not a curated record. Gene Ontology annotation, biological process: intra-Golgi vesicle-mediated transport; endoplasmic reticulum to Golgi vesicle-mediated transport; endocytosis. The transcript has 2 exons. Gene Ontology annotation, molecular function: metal ion binding; GTPase activator activity.